AUGGCGACGUUAGAGCGCCAAUUUGCGAAAUUGGAGCUUCUCAAGGAGGAGAUUGUGCCGCAUUUGGAAGAUUAUCAGACUCUGAAACAGUCGGGCGAAGAGAUUACGCUGAGUUCAAACGAUGAGCUUUUGCUAACGUUCAGCAAACUGGGCAACCUGUUCAAAUAUUUGGAGCUGUUACUGGUUGAGAACGCAGAAUCGCCGAACUUCCCAGCAGAAACUGCACGGUUCCGCAAAGAGCUGAGUAACUACAAUCGCCAGCUGGACCAGAUACAGAUGGAUAUCCCCAAGGACCUGAAUCUGGAAAUAGACACAUCGAAAUUAGACGAAGCCGAGGCACGCCCUCGUCCGAGAGUGAAGAAGACCAAGUCUGUGAGAUUCAAGAAGAACCUGAUUGACCCGUCUGAGGCACAAAAGAGAAGAAAUUCGAGCUCCGCCGGAGUGUACAAAGAUGAACCAAACAAACAAAACUUGUUCGAGACUACAGGGUCGUACUCAGAUACACAGGAACCUAUCCAGGACCCACUUGGGAUGUCGAAUCGCCAGAUAUUCAUCGAGAAUCAGCAGGAGCUGCUGAACCAAGACGAGAUUGUCAACUCGCUGUCGCAGUCGGUGAACAGACAGCACGAGAUGUCGCUCGCUAUCGGGGACGAAGUGGACGACCACAUGGUGUUGCUGGAUGACCUCGAAACAGGCAUAUCGCGAGCAAAUGCCAAGCUGAUACGCGGACAGUCGAACAUUGCCAGGUUCACGCGGCAGCUGAAAGAGCACGGGGACUGGUUCACGAUCUUUGUUCUUGUGGUCAUCAUGCUGAUCUUAUUAGUUAUCCUCAAAUGA
This is a messenger RNA of Ogataea philodendri, 837 nucleotides long. RefSeq lists its product as uncharacterized. The transcript has a single exon. The record is from RefSeq and is a predicted model, not a curated record. The coding region runs from base 1 to 837 and encodes 278 amino acids. Lineage: Eukaryota; Fungi; Ascomycota; Pichiomycetes; Pichiales; Pichiaceae.